UAUAAUAAAAUAUAAAUACCUCGAUUUCUAAUACUUGCACCGAAAGUUAAUGUAUACCAUUUCUGUUUUUAAUGAGUUUCUAGUAAAAUUGUGAGUUAAAGCUUUUAGAUUUUUAAUGAGAUAUAGUAAAAUUGUGAGUCACAAAAUCGGAUAAAAUGCUAAUAAUUAAAAAAAAUAACAAUUCAGUAUAAAAAUAAACAUUUACAUAAAUCUACUAACAAGUAACUUUGUGAUGACCACCCUGGGACAGCGCAGUGACUUACACAUUAUAGAAGAACAUGCUGAAUCAGUUGAAACUGUACACAUUGGUGACACAGUUGUUGUGAAAACUGAAGACAGUCUUGACUCUAUGUCGGCUGAUGGAAACUUAGAAGUGAAAGAAGAAUAUGAUGAACUGGUGGCAUCUCACAGACAGCACUCAGUGCCUGAGGAGAGCAACACUGAGUUGGAGUCAAAGCUACUGGCUGAUGCUCUCCGGGAGAUUCUUCAAGGGACACGAGCUUCAAGCUCUGUAGUUGCAGACCAGUUGGUCAAACUACAGGAUGUGUUGAAGUAUGAAAAUACUACAUUCGGGUGUACUCUUUGUGGCGAGGAGUUUCCCCAUGAAGAGGAGUUCAAUGCUCAUAUGGACAUGCAUACACAGGAAAGCGAUGGAAAUACUGCGUGUCUAACGUCACAAGAGUGUAAGCCUCGCACAGCUGUGAGCUCUGGCUGGAAUUCGUAUCCUCCCACAGACUUGGAUCUACCUUCAGUUGUUCCACUUGCUGCUGCGCGACUUGCAACCAAAGAAGAUGAUGCAAUGGAGGAAAAUCAUCAAGCACUUGAUAUUAGAGAUGAAUUACACGACCCGCCGUCUGACUGCAACAAUAAAACUAAAACAGAUGUUAAAAUAUUCACAAAUUGUGAAGUCAAACUAUAUGAUAUAUACCAAAAACCUGGGAGGUCAAGAAAAUUUGUUAGCUCUUAUGACAAUAAAACUAAAACAGACAUAAAAUCUAAAGCACUCACUAAUUGUGUAGUCAAAUUAUAUGAUAUACUUAAAAAACCAAAUACGUCACAAAAGCUAAGCUUUAGUGAUAGGUUACAUGCUGAUACAGCCUCUAUAGAGUCUCAUUGUCAGGCAACAAGUGAGCAUGACUUCACCGGGACACGCAACAAACAUAACAAAUCAAACACUUUGCAAAGUGAAACUGAUUGCUUGAAUAAUGAAUUUACCAACUCAUCUGUAAACAGUUUACACGAACUUAAUGAAAAGAAAUGCUAUACUUGUGAUGUUUGCAGAAGUAUGUUUAAACAUAAAAGAUCCUUAGUUACACACAUAAAAUCUCACACUGCUAGAAAAAAGUUCACUUGCAAUAUUUGUCAAUACAAAUCAAUCUACAAAGGAUCCUUGUUUAUACAUAUGCGAACUCACACUGGUGAGAAGCCUUAUUCUUGUGAGUUGUGCAAGUAUAAAGCCUCUCGAAAAUGUCACUUAAUUUCACAUAUGCGAACUCACACUGGUGAAAAGCCUUAUUCAUGUGAUUUAUGUGAGUAUAGAUGUACAGUAAGUAGUUCUCUAGUAACACAUAUGCGGACUCACACUGGAGAAAAACCUUAUUCCUGUAACUUAUGCGCGUUUAAAUGUGCACGAUAUAAUAGUUUAGUAGCACAUACGCGAAUUCACACUGGUGAAAAGCCAUAUUCUUGUAAGGGGUGCGAGGGUAAAUUUAGUUCUAGACAAAGUUUAGGAAAACACAUGCGUUCUCACACUGGUGAAAAACCAACACCGAAAAGUUUUACUUGUGACAUUUGCCAAUAUGUGUUCCAAGAUAAAAGGGUCUUACGUAAACACAUGAAGUCCCACAUUGAAAAGAAAAUAUUCGCUUGUAAGCUUUGUCCUUACAAAUCCACCUACAAAACUAGCUUAGUUUUUCAUAUACGAACUCACACUGGCGAAAAGCCUUAUUCGUGUAAGUUAUGCAACUUUAAAUGUGCGGUUCCUGGUAGUUUAUUAUCACAUAUGCGGACUCAUACUGGUGAAAAACCUUUCUCUUGUAAGUUGUGCUACUAUAAAGCUGCUCGAAAUGAUCAUUUAAUUACACAUAUGCGAACUCACACCGGCGACAAGCCUUAUUCUUGUAAUUUGUGCGAGUAUAGAUGUACAGUAAGUUGUGCCCUAGUGGUACAUAUGCGGACUCACACUGGUGAAAAACCUUAUUUCUGUCAGUUAUGUGAGUAUAAAUCUGUUGACAAAUCUAGCUUAGUGUUACAUGUGCGAAUUCACACUGGAGAAAAGCCACAUUGUUGUCAGUUGUGCACAUAUAAAAGUACAAACAAGAGGAACUUAUUGCAACAUAUGCGUACUCACACUGGUGAAAAGUCUUAUUCUUGUGAUUUGUGCGAUUAUAAAGGUAGUACUAAAAAUUACUUAUUGAUACACAUGCGCUGUCACAGUGGUGAAAAACCAUACGCUUGUAAUUUAUGCGAAUUUAAAUGUAAGCACAAGCAGAAUCUAGCUGGUCAUAUGCGCACUCACACUGGUGAAAAGCCAUAUUCUUGUGAUAUAUGCAACCGUAAAUUUUCUUAUAGUAGUCAUUUAAUGGUACACAUGAGAACACACACUGGUGAGAAGCCAUACGGAUGUAAGUUUUGCAAGUUUACAUGUGCAGAUAAAAGUAGCUUAUCGAAACAUGCGCUAAUUCACACUGGUGAAAAGCCAUUCGCUUGUGAUUUUUGCGAGUUCAAAGCCCGUCAGAAAAUUAACUUAGUGACUCACAUGCGAAAACACUAUUAAACCAUUAUUCUUAUAAGUCAAUGUGAGCAGGAUUGCACACGGAAUUCGACCGGGGUAAGCAUUAGGUGGGCAGGUUAGUAAUAAUGUACACACCUUGAUCUCGUCAAACAACUAGCGGACCCGGUCAAGCUUCGCUUUGACUUUUUUGCACUUCUUACCCUACGUCUACCUAUCCCCACCCUACCCCUUCCUUACUCCUACCUUACUCCUUUGUAAGUGUCCUACCCAGUUUCUGAUGUAUUAUUUGAAGCUGUUUAAACCAUAAAGAUUUAGGAUUUUCAGGAACGGCUUUAUUUGACACUGCACUAACUUGGUACCGCCUUCAUACUGAAAAGAAGGUAACACAUACGAUGUUAUUUUUCACUUUUUAGUUUAGUAGAAACAAUUUUGUGAUUUUGACCUUGUUGGUCACGCUAUCACGCGUCUGGACCGAUUUCAUUUUUCUUUUUUAAGUGUAUGUUAUUGUCAGAAGGUUCUUAUGACAUAAAAGAAUUAUAAAUUUUAUUGGAUGGGGUAGGGAAGGAGUAGUUGAAAGUUUACAUCGACUUUCACGCGGACGAAAUCGCGAGCGUCCGCUAGUUACGUAAUAAAAAAAGAGAAAAUGCUAUUUUUCAAAAUUGAUACAAUUCUGCUCAUUAAUACCUAAUGCAAUUUGAUAGCUAAUGUGUUUCU
Bicyclus anynana (squinting bush brown) is the source of this 3448-nucleotide messenger RNA. RefSeq names its product zinc finger protein 271-like. Gene Ontology annotation, biological process: regulation of transcription by RNA polymerase II. Gene Ontology annotation, cellular component: nucleus. The coding region runs from base 233 to 2776 and encodes 847 amino acids. The record is from RefSeq and is a predicted model, not a curated record. Lineage: Eukaryota; Metazoa; Arthropoda; Insecta; Lepidoptera; Nymphalidae. Gene Ontology annotation, molecular function: DNA-binding transcription factor activity, RNA polymerase II-specific; RNA polymerase II transcription regulatory region sequence-specific DNA binding. The transcript has 4 exons.